This is a messenger RNA of Pocillopora verrucosa, 1302 nucleotides long. The record is from RefSeq and is a predicted model, not a curated record. NCBI's taxonomy places the organism in Eukaryota, Metazoa, Cnidaria, Anthozoa, Scleractinia, Pocilloporidae.
AUGCGGGGUUGCUAUCCAAGGAGAAAGAGGAACACGUCGCCAAAGUGGAUUAAAGCUUUCAAACUGUCCUAUUCCUUAGAUGAAUCAAACUGGGAAACCUACCGGGAUGAAAGUGGUGAAGAAAUGGAAUUUCAGAGUAUAGGUUACGGUCCUUCAAUCGCUCAGCACAAGUUACCACUGCCAGUGUAUGCAAGAUACUUUCGAUUUUAUCCAAUCCAGCGUCAUAGAAGGACCUGCCUUAGGGUUGAGAUUUUCAAACAAAAAUUUCCAGGAUGUCAGUACAUCGACGUAGGACUAGGCAAUGGAUACACCCUGGAUAGAGAUUUCAGUUCGUCCUCUGUACUAAAUGCAAACACACCUGCUAAGAAUGGUCGAUUGAACUACAAUGGAGGAUCAUCAUGGUGUGCCGCAACAAAUGAUAGUCAGCCAUAUCUACAGGUUGACUUUGAAAAGCUUUAUAUCAUCUGUGCUGUUUCAACUCAGGGGAACUCCCAAGGAGACGAGUGGGUAAGGAAGUACACACUUCAGUCAUCUAGGGAUGGAACAAAUUGGACAGACUAUCAAGAGGCGGGAAUAUUGAAGGUUUUCUCAGGAAAUUUCAACCGAAAUAAAACAGUAAAACAAAUUUUGUGCAGUGAGCUUGUUGCUAAGCGUUUACGUUUCAUUCCUAAAGAGCACUACGGAAACUGUUGUAUGAGGGUUGAAAUAUAUGGAAUACCACUGACAGCAGAUAAUCUUGCCUUAGAAAAGCCAGCCUUUCAGUCGAGUUAUUUUUAUGAUGCUAUGGAUGGGAAUUAUCCAAGAAAAGCAGUGGACGGAGUAAAGAAUACAAACAGAUACCAUUGUGCAAACACAGCAAGUUCGUUUCCUGAUGCGUUUUGGACCGUCGACCUUGAACAAGUGCUGCCUGUUUCAGAGGUUUUCAUACUUAAUAGUGGAGACUGUUGUGGGGAACGUUUAAACGGUGCCGAGAUAAGAGAAAUGAAACUAGAGAUAGAGGAGGAACCAACGAUCUUUGCACCAGUGAUCUACGAGUCCCUCAAGGAAAGGGAAAGUUUUUUCGAUGUAAUACGACGCUGUACGGCAGAUAUUUAUUUAUCAGGAUACCUGGAUCGUCGAAACCGUUGGUCCUGUGUGAAGUUGAAGUUUUCUCCACAAUCAGAUCAAAUCUUGCCUUGUAUCAGUCUGCUUCUCAGUCUUCUACAAGGUCAAAUUAUACCGCUAACAAAGCCGUGGAUGGAGAUAUUCACUCCUGUGCUACAACUCAGUCCCAGCAGGACCCCUGGUGGAGAGUGGACUUAG